CGGUUGGCGGUGGUGACUGCUAGGAAAGCAAGCGAGCGAACAAGCGAGCAAGCGAGCAAGCAAGCAGGCCGAGACUGCCCUUCUGUCUCCCCCACCCCAAGCAUGCCUCGCAGAGCCCAUGGCCUCCGUACAUACGGAGGAGAGUGAGGCAGCCCCAGCCGCUCCUCACGUCAUCCGCUGAGAGAGAGACGACGGGUCUCGACACGGCGAGGAGCAAUAAUUCUAACGAGCCAAGAUGGCGGCGGACACGGUGGCCCUGUCCGCGCUCACGCUCGCCAGGGGCGACAAGAUCCUCGUGACCGUCGAGUCCGCGCUACCGGACAUCAUCGUCGUGUCCUUCGUUCACGGUGCCAAGUGCUUCCAGGGCGCAUUGCUCGAUGCCACCAAGAGAGGCCUACCGUGCGGCGUACAACCCCCUGAACCAGUACCGGAUCCUGAUGGGGACAAAUUGGCGACAAUCGCGGCCCGAUUCAGCUAUUUCCAAGAGAGGAAGAGCACGUUGACCGCUGCGAAAGUCGAUCUUCGUAGGAACAUCAAUCCACCGGCCAGGUACAAGAAUGCGCGGCCAACGGUCAGGUUGAGGCCGCGCCAGGUGCUUUGCAGCAAGUGUAGAUCGAUCUGCAACGAGAACAGUGAGAAUGUGGAUGUCAGCAGAAAACGGAAACACGACGAGAUUCAGCAGGAACAACAGCAGCCUCAGCAGCAGCAGGUCACGGGCCAUGGAUCCACUCGAAGAAGCGAUCGACGUUGCGGUCAGCAGCCGCAAAAAGCUUCGAGAGUACUGUUCUCCGAGUGUCAGACCGAGAACAUUACGGUGUCAUCUCACCAAACGGCCAAAUCCUCGUCAUCCACAGCUCUCAGUCCCGAUUCGUCGAAGCUUGGACCAUCUCUCAUCCCUAAAAUUUCGAGACUGCAACCGAACGAGAUCAACAACGCCAUACAAGCAAACGAAAAGGUUAAAAUUAGUCCAUCCUAUUGGAACAAUAGAGUUGAUGAGGGCGAUUCAUCGGCUAACGCCACGGAACCAACGGAGGAGCGGAUGGAAUCGACAGAUUGUGACAGCAAUCCAUCAAUGGCGUACUGCGCCACACCCAGGAGACUUAGUAGUUCGUCGGUGGAAAGCGCUAAAAUACCGGAAGAAGAGGAGAAAAAAACAUUCGCGGCAGCUGAUUCGACGAUGAGGCUGAGAACGGGUCGUAUACCUCGAAAGAAACGGUCUGUAGGAUCUAUGGAAGAUUUAUGGGACGAGACCGUAUUUGAAGACCCAACGAGAACAGCGAGAACCACUCCAGUGAUUAAGAUCUCUUUCGGUGCUCAAGGCGAGGGAACCGUUCUGAAGAUACCUUCCAAAAUCCAGGAUCCGGAAUAUGAGCAAGAAACUGAUGAUGCUGAGGAUGUGCAGACGGAAACGGAGAGAGAUCCACUAGAAUUGCCGAGAAAUUUUGAUAAUGAUUAUGAUUAUCGCGAAGAUGGAGAAGAAGAUGGACAAGAGCAAGUGGAUCCUCAGAAGCAAGGUGUAAAGGACGCAAGUGCUAAAGCUGCGAAACGUGCACUGAAGAAAGCUAAGAAAGAAGCCAGAAGGAAAAUGCUCGGUGGUGUUUCGCCUGCGAGAUCUCCUUGCAAUGGAUCACCAAGAUAUAAUCCUACAUAUGAUACGCUAUCAUACCACCGUCGCAAACAUAAAGUGAAACAUAAAAAAAAACACAAGGAAGACCGCAAACACAAGAGCCAACAAUCGCAGCAUCAACAGCAAACAUGCUUGGAACCUGGAAGUACUGAGAAUCAACAAAAUUGGAAUGUUCUUCCUGGUAGCGAAUCGUACACAGCCAUAAAGGAGCAGUGCCUGAAGCAAAAAUUAUCAAUAUCUCUGAAGAGAUUGAAUACAAACGCUUAUGCUAGAUGUGAUUAUCCUGUGAGUAAUUCUUCGUCGGGUUGUAAAAGUCCUGGUGCCAGUAGUGAUGAACUAAGUGAACAGGAACCUGAAGUCGAUGCCGGCGAGAUUGCUCCAGAUUUUCCGCCACAGUCUCAUCCUUUGAUGAUGCGUCUUGCCGCGACUCCUGUGGAACAUUGUCUUACUGCUAAUGGUAGAAGAAUGGAUGUUGGUGAUGUAGUGUGGGGAAAGAUUCAUGGAUUUCCUUGGUGGCCUGGAAAAGUCCUUAGUAUCACAGUUUCUUGUAAAGAGGAUGGUACAUCAUCUGGGCCACAAGCUCAUGUCGCCUGGUAUGGUUCUUCAACUAGUUCUCUUAUGUCGUGUGACCAGUUAAGUCCAUUUUUAGAAACAUUCAAGACGCGGUACAAUAAAAAGAAAAGAGGUCCAUAUAAGGAGGCGAUACGACAAGCGCAGAACGAGGCCCGAAGUCAGAUCACGCCUAACUCAACAAGCAACGUGUUAAACGUGUGUAGUUCACCGCGCGAGGUCAACGUUCUCUCCUAAGGGAAUAGCGCUCGACACCAUUCCUUUAACUGCCGGGUAUCUGUCGGAGAAUAGUUCUAACGACGGAUCAAAAUCGUCAUGUGUAAUAUAUAAAACAAAUUUUUGUACAUAAUUGACCUUAGCAUUAAUGGAAUAGCUCUUGAUCGGUGUUCUAAUUCAGUUCAGUCGCGCCUGCUAUUGUCGUCCACGUUAAAUAUGAUUGAACCAACAGUGAUACCGAUGCUAAAUGAAGUUUACUGCCAUCACUGGCGCGUUUUUUUUUCUAUCCUCAGCUUUUUUCAAGCGACACAUUUAGCGCAUAAAAUAUAUUUAGAUAGGAUAUAAUCUCUAGAGAUGACACGUCAGCUCUCGAGAAAUAAUUUCGUGUUAAAAUAUAUGACUUCUAUUUGAUAAAUAGACAUCAGACAACACACAUAAUAUUAUUACACAAGAACAUUAAAAACACGGGUGUCCUCAUGAUGAUUUAAUGAUGCUCGUUUACUUAAAUUUCUUCAUAUAUAUAUAUAUAUAUAUAUAUAUAUGCAUAUAUAUGUGCAUGCGUAUAUAUUUCUAUUAAUGAUUUCAUUGUGAUUAUUAUGUCGAGAAUAAGUGUAGUAUACAUCCAGUGCGGGCAGUGAAUCUUCGAUAAAGUCCGCAGAUGUUUCUAAAAUCGGUUUUGACUCAAUUCAUUGCUUGUUUAUAAUUCAGAAAUUUGAGUACAUGGACAAUACACUUUCGACAAGUGAAUUUAAGUCACGAUAUUUUUAACGUGAAGAAUCGCUGAAUGUUUGUGGAACUUUAACCGAGGAUAAGACUUAAAUUGUAAAAUGAACAGCUUCACAUUUUACAUGAUUGAAUAUAUAGAUUGAUUCCUAAUUGGAACAUACUACAAUUUUUUUUUAAGCAAAAAUGAAAAAAGUUAGAAACAUUUCUAAUAUAAUUUAGAUAUUAUGAAAAAACAUCAGGAAUUUAAUUAAAAAAUAGAUACUUUAUAAAUUGCUUUUUUCCUACAUGUCAAAGAUCUGGCAAAAAUAUAAUUUUAUAUUCUUCAUAAGAAAUUCUUUAUGUUUAUACCUGAAAAUGGUGUAGUGUGUUCAAAUUAAUAUAUUAUAUAUACUAAGAAAAUAAUCGACAUACAGAAUUCUUUGCAGUGUUUCGUAUCUUGCAUUUUUUGUUAUCUAAUAAAGUGAAGUUAAGCGCGUGACAGUGAAAUACAAAUAUAACAUCGGAGAUUAUAACAAUUAAAAUAUUUUUCAGCUCUAAACUUAAUAAAAUAUAAUAUCUUAGAAAAUAAUUAAAUACACUGAAUAAUUAACUAAACAAUUAUAUUUUUUAUUAUUUGGAGCAAUAUUUUUUUUUUUAAAUUAUAAUCUAUCUCUUCUUAAGAGUACUCAAAACAAUUGAAUUGAAUAAUUUGA
Molecule: messenger RNA, 3831 nt
Organism: Apis laboriosa (Himalayan honeybee)
Lineage: Eukaryota; Metazoa; Arthropoda; Insecta; Hymenoptera; Apidae
Product: PWWP domain-containing protein 2A-like
Exons: 7
Coding region: 236-2434 (732 amino acids)
Cellular component (GO): nucleus; chromocenter
Molecular function (GO): chromatin binding
Source: RefSeq, a predicted model, not a curated record